AUGGCUCGGGCCGCCGGGCUCCGCGGCGCGGCCCCACGCGCCCUUCUGCUCCCGCUGCUGCUGCUGCCGCUGCUCCUGCCGCCGCCGCUGUUGGGCCGGGCCUGGCCGCCGGAUGCGCAUGGCCGGCGCCCCAUGACAAGGGGGCCUCAGCCUUGGCAUGCAGCUCUGCCCAGUAGCCUGGUGCCUGCCCCUGCCACCCAAGAGGCCCCCCGGCCUGCCAGUGGCUCCAGGCCUCCCCGCUGCGGCGUGCCUGACCCACCCGAUGGGCUGAGUGCCCGCAACCGGCAGAAGCGGUUCGUGCUGUCGGGCGGGCGCUGGGAGAAGACAGACCUCACCUACAGGAUCCUCCGGUUCCCUUGGCAGCUGGUUCGGGAGCAGGUGCGGCAGACAGUGGCAGAGGCCCUGCAGGUAUGGAGCGAGGUGACACCACUCACCUUCACUGAGGUGCAUGAGGGCCGCGCUGACAUCAUGAUCGACUUCACCAGGUACUGGCAUGGGGACAACCUGCCAUUUGAUGGGCCUGGAGGCAUCCUGGCCCAUGCCUUCUUCCCUAAGACCCAUCGAGAAGGGGACGUCCACUUCGACUAUGAUGAGACCUGGACUGUCGGGGACAACCAGGGCACAGACCUGUUGCAGGUGGCAGCCCACGAGUUUGGCCAUGUGCUGGGGCUGCAGCAUACGACAGCAGCCAAGGCUCUGAUGUCCCCUUUCUACACCUUCCGCUACCCACUGAGCCUCAGCCCAGAUGACCGCAGGGGUAUCCAACACCUAUAUGGCCAGCCCUGGCCUGCCCCCACCUCCAGGGCUCCGGCGCCAGGUCCCCAGGCUGGGAUGGACACUAACGAGAUUGCACCGCUGGAGCCGGAAGCCCCACCGGACGCCUGUGAGGCCUCCUUCGAUGCAGUCUCCACCAUUCGGGGCGAGCUCUUCUUUUUCAAGGCAGGCUUUGUGUGGCGGCUGCGUGGGGGCCGGCUGCAGCCUGGCUACCCGGCACUGGCCUCUCGCCACUGGCAGGGACUGCCCAGCCCUGUGGACGCGGUCUUUGAGGAUGCCCAGGGACACAUUUGGUUCUUCCAAGGCGCUCAGUACUGGGUGUACGAUGGUGAGAAGCCAGUCCUGGGCCCCGCACCCCUCUCUGAGCUGGGUCUGGUGGGAUCCCCGGUCCAUGCCGCCUUGGUCUGGGGUCCUGAGAAGAACAAGAUCUACUUCUUCCGAGGAGGGGACUACUGGCGUUUCCAUCCCAGCACCCGGCGUGUGGACAGUCCCGUGCCCCGCCGGGCCACCGACUGGCGAGGGGUGCCCUCUGAGAUUGAUGCUGCCUUCCAGGAUGCCAGUGGGUAUGCCUACUUCCUGCGUGGUCGCCUCUACUGGAAGUUUGACCCUGUGAAGGUGAAGGCUCUGGAAGGCUUCCCCCGCCGUGUGGGCCCCGACUUCUUUGGCUGUGCUGAGGCUGCCAACACUUUCCUCUGA
Molecule: messenger RNA, 1470 nt
Organism: Propithecus coquereli (Coquerel's sifaka)
Lineage: Eukaryota; Metazoa; Chordata; Mammalia; Primates; Indriidae
Gene: MMP11
Product: matrix metallopeptidase 11
Exons: 8
Coding region: 1-1470 (489 amino acids)
Biological process (GO): extracellular matrix organization; collagen catabolic process; proteolysis
Cellular component (GO): extracellular matrix
Molecular function (GO): zinc ion binding; metalloendopeptidase activity
Source: RefSeq, a predicted model, not a curated record